This is a messenger RNA of Rasamsonia emersonii CBS 393.64, 1260 nucleotides long. Its product is annotated as GDP-Man:Man(3)GlcNAc(2)-PP-Dol alpha-1,2-mannosyltransferase. Gene Ontology annotation, molecular function: alpha-1,2-mannosyltransferase activity. The transcript is spliced from 4 exons. Bases 1 to 1260 code for a protein of 419 amino acids. Gene Ontology annotation, biological process: cell wall mannoprotein biosynthetic process; protein N-linked glycosylation. The record is from RefSeq and is a predicted model, not a curated record. Gene Ontology annotation, cellular component: membrane; Golgi apparatus. Lineage: Eukaryota; Fungi; Ascomycota; Eurotiomycetes; Eurotiales; Trichocomaceae.
AUGCCGGCAGCGCUAACGCAGGUUGACUCGGUGAAUAGAAAAAUCAGUGAGGAGCAUGAUAAGGUCUUCGCUACCGGUUGCUUGAACAUCGACACGUCUGGUCCCCGAGCCAACGCGGCUUUCGUUGUCCUUGCGCGGAAUAAGGAACUCGAGGGCGUCGUUCAGUCUCUCAAGUCCAUCGAGAGACACUUUAACCGAUGGUGGCACUACCCUUAUGUGUUCUUGAAUGACGGAGACUUCGAUCAAGAGUUCAAGGACACGGUCGUCAACUACACCAGUGCUCCCGUGGAGUUUGGCAAGAUCGACAGCAGCAUGUGGGGCUUCCCCGACUGGGUGGACAAGGAAGUCGCCAAGGAAGGGAUUAGAAAGCAAGGCGACGCUGCGAUUAUGUAUGGAGGACUGGAGAGUUAUCACCACAUGUGCCGAUUCUACUCCGGAUUCUUCUACAAGCACCCAUUGCUGCUGAAAUACGAGUGGUACUGGCGACUGGAGCCGGAUAUCAAGUACUUCUGCGAUAUCACUUAUGAUCCUUUCAUCAAAAUGCAAGAGCACAACAAGACCUACGGUUUCACCAUUGCUGUCAAGGAGCUCCGCGAAACGGUUCCCAACAUUUUCCGGUAUGCCUCUGCGUACAAGCGGAAGAAGGGACUCAAGUCGAAAGGUUUGUGGGAAAUGUUCCUCGAGGAGCCUUACAAGGAGGAAAAGACCGACGACGCUCCGAAGGAUGACAAACUUCCAGAGGAAGCUCUCCCUGAGGGCAUCCCGGAAGUUGAUCCAGAAGCCAUGGAAGGAGAAAAGUAUAAUAUGUGCCACUUCUGGAGUAACUUUGAGAUUGCUCGUCUGGACUUCUUCCGCAGCAAGGAAUACGAGGAAUUCUUCGAAAUGAUGGACAGGAGCGGAGGCUUCUGGAUGGAACGGUGGGGUGAUGCUCCCAUCCACUCCCUUGCUGCCGGAGCUCUUCUUUCUCCCAAGGAUAUCCAUUACUUCCGUGACUUUGGAUACCGGCAUACUACCAUCCAACACUGCCCAGCGAACGCACCGGCGCGGCAGCUGCCUCGCAUACCUUACCUGGAGAUGACGACAGAAGACGAGAAGAAGAGGAUUGAAGAAGACGAGUACUGGGCAACUCCGGACCCCGUCAAAGAGAACGGGGUUGGCUGCCGAUGCAAGUGUGAUACCGACAUUGUCGAUGUUGAGGGCAAACAGGGCAGUUGCCUCGCCGAAUGGGUCCAAGUCGCUGGAGGCUGGGCAUCUCCUUAG